This is a messenger RNA of Archocentrus centrarchus (flier cichlid), 2132 nucleotides long. Its product is annotated as platelet endothelial cell adhesion molecule-like. The record is from RefSeq and is a predicted model, not a curated record. Gene Ontology annotation, biological process: immune response; cell surface receptor signaling pathway. Gene Ontology annotation, molecular function: transmembrane signaling receptor activity. NCBI's taxonomy places the organism in Eukaryota, Metazoa, Chordata, Actinopteri, Cichliformes, Cichlidae. The transcript is spliced from 13 exons. Gene Ontology annotation, cellular component: external side of plasma membrane. Bases 226 to 1815 code for a protein of 529 amino acids.
GUGGGCAAAUUUAGGACCACACCAGAAUUUUAUCUUAGAGGAGUCUGCAGUGAUGUAAUAGGAUACUUUGCAUUAGUGAAGCCUUUCUUUGUUAAUUAAAAUGAAAAAUUAAGUAAUUUUAGUUACACAUUUUGAGUGAGAGUGCGUGGAUUACCAACACCUGCUGUGAACAUUUACUAUCACAAGUUGUAGAAGUUUUCAGACGUGUCGCUGCUGGAUGUGAGGAUGGGACCCACUUUGCUCUGUGAGCUGGGCCUAUUCUUGCUCUGUACGCUCCUCUGCACUGGACACGCUCAAGAUGCUGUGUUAACUAUUGAACCCAACUGCUGCAGUUUUUUCAUUGGAGAGUUUGUUACCUUCAUGUGUGACAUGAAUGAAGGAGCAGACACUGACUGGGAAUACAAACUCAACAAGGAUGGUCGAGAAUUUGUCCCCUACAACACACACAAAUACUACAGAUUAGACAUUACAUCUACAGGUUACAGUGGUGAAUAUCAGUGCUUUGGUAGCAGGAAGAGCUCACAUGAUACAAAGCGCAGUAACACUGUCUCUGUAACUGUAUCAGCAGAUAAACCCAGGGCCACACUGACAGCAGGAACAACAAUCAUACCAGUAGGGGGCAGUGUGACACUGACCUGCUCUGUGGGGAGAUCUGCUGAGUGGAAAUAUGAGUGGUUCAGACGCACCCAAAGAACCACUGAAGUUCAAAUCAGAAGAGAUGAUCAACCAAACAGAGUUAUCAGAGUAUCUCAAGGAGGAAUCUACAGAUGCAGAGGAAGAAGAGGAGACCCAGUUUACUACACUGAUAUAAGUGAUGAAGUCAUCAUUGAGAUAACCUUUUCCAAUAAAGUUGCUGUAAAACAACAACAACACAACUGGACUCAGAUAUUCAGCGGUGAGACGAUCACUCUGACAUGUGAGGUGGAGGAAGGAGGUGAACCCACUGAGUGGGAGUAUGAAUGGAGAGGACCCAGGCAAACCACACAGUGGACACACAGUAAUUCUUUGACAUUCAGAGUUUCUGAGUCCAGCAGUGGAGACUACAUGUGUAAGAGUCGACUCAGAGAUGACUCAUAUUCUUCAACAGAGUGGAGUGAAGCCUUCACACUGUCAGCAUCAAUAGACCAACCAAAGGCUGAAAUAACUUCUGAUAUGAGAGACAAUCCAGUAGGAGGCAGUGUGAUCCUGAGCUGCUCAGUGAACCAGUCAUCUGGAUGGAAAUACUACUGGUACAGAGAUGAGAACUCCUCUGAGCCCCUGGCCACAGAAGAUGCUGUUUUCCCUUCAAAUGGACAAAUCAGAGUCUCACAGGAAGGACUCUACAGGUGCAGAGGAGGAAGAGGAGACCCAGUUUACUACACAGAGGACAGUCAGUCAGUCAGGAUUGAUAAAAAUAAAUUGUCCAAGCAUGAAAACUCUUCAUUUCUGAUUCUGCUGAUUGCUGGAGUCGUUUGUGGAGUUUUACUGAUUCUCCUUCUUCUGCUGCUGUUUCGCUUCAAAAAGUCAAAGGAUUCAGGUUUUAUCAGCAGGACUCAGAGCACAAAUCAGAGCUCUGCUACAAACCACAUGAUCAACCAGGAUGAAGCUCAACACAGCCAACACACUUCUCCUCCUGAAGAUGACAGCCUGCUGUAUGCACAGGUCUUCCACAAUAAAGCUAAAGCCAAGAGAGACAACGAUGACAGCCUGCUGUAUGCACAGGUCUCCUACAGGAAACCUAAAGCCAAGAGAGACAAAGGAAAAUCAGCUCCUGCAGCAGCUGAGGAAACAGUUUAUUCUGAAGUCAGAACUCAAACAAUGCCAAACCCCCUUUAACCACUGAAUAAUCCUUCAGUGGUCGAUCCUUCCAAAUUCAUAACAAGAUCUGUGUCUGCAAAACCAACUGAGUGCGUUAAAAAAAAUUUUCAUUUCAUUCGAGUUUAAUAGAUUAUUGAAAGAAAAACAAACUUAUGCACUGUUUUAUGAAAAGCUUUCUUUCUUUGUAAAUGAGCUUUAGCAGAAAGUGAUGGUGUGACUUUAUGAUCAUGAUCUUUUUCAUUUUCACAUGAGCACUUAUUGAACUGCACAUAUUAUUACAUGUAUAUUUACUGAUGUUUUCUGUCUUUUUUAAUGUGUAUAUCCAGUAUUUUUGU